CUCCAUAUCCAUUAUAACAAAUACACACAUAUAUCUUCUUUUUCUUCUUCUUACAUGGCUUCUUCAACCCAAGCUCAAGCCCACCUCAAUCAAACAAAAAAUGGGACUCCUAACGUUGUUGAUGAUGUUGAGAGACAACAACAACCACACACCAUGGAACCCCUUGAGCUCGAGGUCGUUGAUUACUCGAAGCGAGCCCAGUGGCUCCGAGCAGCCGUAUUAGGUGCAAAUGAUGGGCUGCUCUCGACCGCAUCGCUGAUGAUGGGUGUCGGAGCGGUCCGAAAAGAUAUCAAGACCAUGAUCCUCACCGGGAUCGCCGGAACAAUCGGCGGAGCUUGUAGCAUGGCCAUCGGAGAGUUUGUCUCGGUGUACUCGCAGUACGAUAUAGAGAUGAGUCAGAUAAAGAGAGGGGGUGGGGAGAGAGAGAUGAGUGAAAGUGAAAUUGAGGAGAUGAAGAAGCACUUGCCAAGUCCGUUGGCGGCAGCAGCGGCGUCAGCGGCGGCAUUCGUGGUGGGGGCGGUGGUGCCGCUGUUGGCGGCGGCGUUUAUUAAGGAUUAUUGGGUUAGGGUUGGGGUGGUGGUGGUGGCAGUGAGUUUAGCACUGCUAGGGUUUGGGGGGUUGAGUGCAGUGCUUGGGAGGGCACGUGUGGUGAAAUCUUCACUUAGGAUUCUGGUUGGAGGUUGGUUGGCCAUGGGGAUCACUUUUGGCUUAACCAAGUUGAUUGGUUCUACUGGAAUUUAAAUUUUGAGAAGUAGUAGAGAAAAUGGGUAUUUGAAAAUUAAAUGUAUGGAUCAGAUGUAUUUUGUGUGAGAUUAAAUCUGUAUCGUAUACUUUAUUUUCUCUUCUCAGUAUGUAGUUUCUAUUUUUUUUUUUUUUUUUUUUUAGGGUUUGGAAGCUUUUUGGUGUGGUUCUACUUUAAUGAUCUUCCUUUUAUGUUCUUGUGAAGGUUCAUAAAAAGGGCUUGCUUGGAAAAGAAGCAAGGUUGUAGAUCGAAGCAAGGAGUUUUUUGUUUGUUUAUGUUUGUUUUCAUUAUACUUUUCUUCCUUAAUCUGCAGUUUAAUGAUUAAUCUUCAAUUACCAGAGUC
This is a messenger RNA of Camellia sinensis, 1085 nucleotides long. Its product is annotated as vacuolar iron transporter homolog 4. Lineage: Eukaryota; Viridiplantae; Streptophyta; Magnoliopsida; Ericales; Theaceae. Gene Ontology annotation, biological process: intracellular manganese ion homeostasis. Gene Ontology annotation, molecular function: manganese ion transmembrane transporter activity. The record is from RefSeq and is a predicted model, not a curated record.